AUGCGCUCUUCUAUUUUGUCGCUCUGCGCAUUGAGCGCUUCAUUAAUCAAUGCCUCGCCAGUUGGGCUAGGUUGCUACGACGAGUCUGCCUUUGCACCCGAAGACAUCAUUCAACGCGACGUACUCAUUGUCGGCGGUGGUGCUACGGGAACCUAUGCGGCUGUUCGUCUGCGUGACCAGAACAAGACCGUCGCCGUUGUGGAACAAGCGGACAAGCUCGGAGGACAUGUCAACACCUUCCGUGACCCCGCCACGGGGGCCCCCAUCGAUUACGGUGUGCAGGCCUUUAUCCAGAACGACCAGACCACCGAAUUCUUCAAGCGUUUCGACGUCGCCUUGAACGCAUCUGUCUUGUCUCCCUUCCCGAGCAGGGUUGUUGAUUUCAAGACUGGCUUUGCCAUUCCCAACGCCACCGCCGUUGACCCCAACCAGCUGGUCGGACCUCUCGCGAACUACUUGUUUGCGACGCUGAACUUCGACUUCCUCGCUGAGGGUGCCUAUGACAUCCCCGAGAAUGUUCCUGAGGACCUGCUGCUGCCCUUUGGUCAAUUCGUCGCCAAGCACAACCUGACCGAUGUUGUGCAAGUUGUUUGGAUCUUCGCUCACGGCGUUGGCAACCUGUUGGAGACACCCACCCUCUAUGUCCUUCAGAACUUUGGUCAGGCUCAUCUCCUUGGUCUCUCAUCCGGCUACCUCUACGCUCCCGGUGGCAACCAGGAAGUGUACGACAAGGCUGGAGCUUUCCUCGGAAAGGAUGUCCUGUACUCAAGCACUGUUGUCGCCUCCGAGCGUACCGAUGCUGGAGUUAAGGCUGUUGUCAAGACCGCCAACGGCAGAAAGCUCAUCAAGGCCAAGAAGCUUCUUAUUACCAUCCCCCCCACUACCAAGAACCUCCAGCCAUUUGACCUUAACGAGUCGGAGACCUCCAUCUUCGACCAGUGGCAGCAUGUGCCGUACUACGUUGGUGUUGUAUCCAACAGCGGCCUCCCAUCCUUGACCAACUUCCUCAACGUCGAUGUCACUGCCCCUGCUUUCCUUCCUCAGACGCCUUUCGUCUGGCGUCUCGAGACAGUUGGCGUCCCCGGAUACCAGACCGUCAAGGUUAUCGGCGAGGCUGACUCUGCCAAAGCCCAGGGUCUGGUCACUGGCGCUGUCAGCCGCAUCAGUGCUGCUGUUAAUGGCACGGCGACAAGCGAGGCUCAGUUCAGCGCCUGGGAGGAACACGCCAACUUGCAGCUCCAUGUGUCUCCGGAAGCUGUCAAGGCAGGCUUCUACAGGAACUUGUACGCUCUCCAGGGCAAGAGAAGCACUUACUACACCGGUAACGCCUGGUGCUCUGACUACUCUCCUCUUCUCUGGGCUUUCACUGAGAAGAGGGUGCUCCCGUCCCUUUAA
Messenger RNA from Colletotrichum truncatum, 1395 nucleotides. RefSeq names its product Beta-cyclopiazonate dehydrogenase 2. NCBI's taxonomy places the organism in Eukaryota, Fungi, Ascomycota, Sordariomycetes, Glomerellales, Glomerellaceae. The record is from RefSeq and is a predicted model, not a curated record. Gene Ontology annotation, molecular function: oxidoreductase activity.